AUGGGCUAUCAUCAAAAGUCAUCUCUAAGAAAUAUUUUCAAGUUUUUGGAGCCUCCAGAGUCCAAUGACAAGCUGGAUGGUCUAAAGAGCAGGGUCAAGUUCAAGAUCAUGAGCUUGAAAGUAAAAGGUGACAUGGAUUAUGUACCAGAGCUGUUUGAUGAGCAAAGGGAUCAAGUUGCAGUUGAACAGAUUCUGCGGGUUAUUUUCCUGGAGCCUGAUCAUCUUACCCCUGCACUCGAAAAAUUGAAUCGUCAACUAGCUGAGGCUGAGGCUAAGCUUGAGGUAUGCAAAAGGCCUCCUCCAGAGGACAAAGGUCUAAGAGUUCUUGGGGAAGGUCUUGUCUUUGAUGAAUGGAAGGAAAUGAGGGAAAGAUAUCUUGCAAGACAACUGGUCAAAGGAGUUGAUUCAAUAUAA
Molecule: messenger RNA, 414 nt
Organism: Coffea arabica (coffee)
Lineage: Eukaryota; Viridiplantae; Streptophyta; Magnoliopsida; Gentianales; Rubiaceae
Source: RefSeq, a predicted model, not a curated record